This is a messenger RNA of Ctenocephalides felis (cat flea), 5446 nucleotides long. RefSeq lists its product as uncharacterized. Lineage: Eukaryota; Metazoa; Arthropoda; Insecta; Siphonaptera; Pulicidae. The record is from RefSeq and is a predicted model, not a curated record. The transcript is spliced from 18 exons. The coding region runs from base 245 to 5266 and encodes 1673 amino acids.
UUAUCGAAUAAUUACACAAUGCUAUGUUACCGAGAGCCUUUAUACAUAUUAAUGGUGUUAAUUUUAUUUUGAUGGUGAUACUAGGUAUAAUAUUAUUGUUAACAUGGACGCAAUAACUUACCAGACAGUGAUGGUAUUUACAAGGAACAGAGAUAAGAAUAUUGUGUAUUUACUGUGAUGUUUCAAUAUACCUAAUGUAAAAUUUAUGUAUAUAAAAUUUUGUAUUAUACAACUUCUGUAAGUGAUGAGUGCCAUGGAAAAGGCUAAAGCCUAUAUAAAACAACAGUCACAACAGCAAGCCCAACCUCUGGGCCAUUCGAAUUCUAUAACUACCCAAUCUGCUAUGACAUUGACACAUCCAACAGUUCUAAAUCACCCUACUCCGCCGAUAGAUAAUGAACAAAUUUGUUAUGUUUGUGGUUCUAAAAAUCACAAUGAAGAAUUAUAUUUAAGAAUAAAACCAAAUCCAAAUAAUCCAUCAGAGCCAUACUUUCCUUUUCUGGAGAGUCAUGAAACACCGCCGGGGUAUAAUAAUUUGAACAAUGGUAAUGGCCUUGUUAGAUCUUGUUUUUUAUGUCAUACUUUAUUGAAACAACAAUGGGAUUGUUAUGAGAGAGAAGGAAAACCACAUUCUCAAAGGCUUUAUUGGUUGAAGCGAGUUGAUGGAAAAGGCUUUACUGGCGCUGAAAUGAAUCUGCAAGGAGAAUAUGCAGCACAAGUUUUAGGUUUGAGUAGUGAAAAUCUAGUUCAUCAAAGUUCUGUGUCUCACUCCUUAAGUAAUAAUUCACAUAGAGUUCCAAGUCGUGAAGAAUCUUUUCCUCAAGUAUCUACUGCACAUAAUGACAAAUCAAGGCCGACAUCUCGGAAUGAUGCUUAUAGAUAUGAACAACCUCGACCAUUAUCACAGAAUGAACCAGCUAGUUACAUGGGCCCAGAGCAAUAUAGACAAGAACUCAGAGUUGCAUCUGCAGAUAAUAUUUAUCAAAGAAAUGAUGGACGACCCAAUUCUUCUGGCAAUGAUCUUGCUUAUCGCAAUGCUAUUUCCCCACAUGCAACUGUAAAUGAACAGUACCAACACAGAUUACCUCCAACUGUUUCAAGGCCUAGUGACAAUAGUAGACCCCAAUCUCGAGAAAAUAAAUUGCCAAAACCACAUUCGAGGCCUUUAUCUCGGGAGAAUGUAACAAAUCUCUCUGUAAUAUCAACUCAAAGGAAUAAUUCUUAUGAUUUUAUACCUAAGUUAUCUUUUACACAACUAAAGCAUAAACUGCCGCCUAAUUUGCAACAGCCUCAAGUACCUGCUGAUAAAUUAGCCCAUAGAUCUCCUGAUAAGGUAACUAAUAGCCAAGGGGGAGAUUCGGCUUUAGACUUAAGAAAUGUGAUACGAGCACCACCUGCCAAUCCAUCUGCCACACCUCCAGCUGUAGUAACAACUACUACUUCUGGUGCUGAUAUUCUAGAUUUAUCUAUGCCCGAUAAAAAUUCUGUAACAGAGGUUUGUUAUGUAUGUGGGGACGAAUAUCGAAGAGGAUCGUUGAAUGAAUUAAGCACAAGAGAACCUAGAAAUAAUACUCCACAGCGGGGUCAACCUUAUUUUCCAAUUUUUGGGGAAACUCAUCCACGCCCGCCGAGAUCGAGGCCUAAAGAUCCACGAGGUCUUAUACAAGCUUGUACCCCUUGUGUUCAACAUCUAAUGCAGCAAUGGAAUGCAUUUGUUGUGCGAGGCGUUUCUGAAUCAGAACGGCGUUAUACAUUAAGAAAACCUGCAGUGCCUGUGACAGAGAGAGCAGCCUUUGUAUGUUAUACUUGUGGUGUAGACAGUCCUAGUUCUUCAUUACGACUUGUUUAUUGUUGUGCCAAUCCUGAACGGGAACCUUAUUUUCCUUUUAUUAACAAUUUGAAGCCAUUCCAAAAUGCCAGCCCAAUCAGUCCACAAGGUAUGGUACAGAUAUGUUCUUCUUGUAAUACUAAAUAUCAAAAUAUGGCAGAAGGUGGUGAUAACGCUUCGGGACCAAGGUCACCAGCUUCUAAUAAAUCACAAGCUGCAUCAGAUUCAAGUCAUGUCAGGUUUAAGCCUUAUGAAUCUGGAAAACCUGUGAGGAAAGAUGAUCGAAUAAAUAGCAGACCACAUUCUCCACAGCAAUUUCAAGCUAUUGAGAAUGGCAAUGGCCAUUAUAGAUGUUAUAUUUGUGCCGGAUCAUAUCCUUCAUCAUCAAUGGAAUGGUUGUCAACAACAGCUGAAUAUAUGAAUUCGCAUGCUAUGCAUUUUCCAUGUUUGCGUGGUCCAGAAAGUGGAUCUCAAUCUCGUGUUUUGGCUUGUUCACGAUGUGUUCAACAUUUGGCUAGACAAUGGGAGAGUAUGGAUGCUGAUAGAGUUCCAUUGGAGCACAGAAGGUACAAUAUUCCAUCACCACUCCCAAGCAGCUCAAGUCACAAUGGAGAUUUAAAAGAGCGAGGCGGAAUUCCAACACCUCCUUCUACUGCAUCCGUCAGCAGUAGCGCUGCCUGCACAUCUAUAUACUGCUUUCUUUGUGGUCUACAUUCUGAUCUUACAUUGGCUCGUGUUCUCUAUGCUAAACCUCAGGGUUCGGCGCCUUACUUUCCUCACUUACUUACACACCAAGGUUUGCCAAACGCUGAACAGCUUCGGCCUGAUGGUAGUGCUUUAGUUUGUACGUUUUGUUAUCAUACAUUGUUGAGUCAAUGGAAAAGAUUUGAAUCACUAAAUCAGCAGUCGCCUAGAGAGUACAAUUGUCAUGAUUAUCGAUGUCAUCUUUGUGGCAUCACUACAUAUCGAAAACGGGUGCGAGCUCUACCAAUGCGAGAAUUUCCGUUUCUGUCACAGCGACGAUGUGAAGGCGCCCUGCUUUUAGAAAACGGGGAAUUUGCGGUGGUGUGUUUGGAUUGUUACGAAAGUCUCAGAACACAAGCUGCUGAUUACGACCGCUGGGGUGUUCCGCCUGAGAAAAGAGAAUAUAAUUGGGUACCUCAACCACCACCACCUGAAGAUAGUGCAGAUGUAGCAGUUGCAAGGUUACCAAGUGGUGAAAGAUCUGAUAAAGUGGCUCCAGCGCCCAUAAGGCCAAUUCGUAAAAACUGUUCACCAAAGCAUGGGAUCAAUGAUAAAUCUGCUAUUAGCGACAAACAAUACUCCAGUGAUAAGAAGAAUACUAAUAGGACUUUUGGUUCACCAGCUGAUGCAGUUCAAACGACAAAGGUAGGCAGUAAAAGAACUGGCUCUAGUCCAGCGCCAGCAGGGCAGCAUGGCAGUGUGUCAGCUACUGGUACCUCAUCCGCAGCCGCUAUAAACAGCGCUGCUGCCGCUGCGGCUUCAUCUGGGACUCCUGGUAGGUCGUUUGCGGGAAUGCUACGAAAACUGGCUAACCAGGCGGGACCGGAUAAAGAGGAUGACCCUAAGGCAAAACGAACGAAUGCUACGCCUCCCCCUGAGAAAAUCCCACGUUUAUCAGCACCGACAUCAACCUUGCAACCGCCGCCUCCUCCGGAUCAGCUUAUGGGACGAAGUGGUUUUCAACCAUAUAGACCUGAUGAAAGGUUAGCACACACAUCUCAGUCACCAUCAAGCGCAGCGGCAGCAUGCGCGGCUGCUGCAGCUUUCGGCCUCGAUCCAGCUUCAUACGCAGCAGCCGCCGCAUCGUACGCUGCUGCGACGGGCGCUCCUGGCUUAUUUCCUUCAUCAGCAGCCGCCUUGCAAUAUCGUCUCGAAGAGCAACUCUAUUUGGAACGAAUGCAGAGCAUGUUUCGUACGCCUCUUUACCCUUCGCUUGCUCCACCACCUCCCUCACCAUACGCCCCGUACUACGGCGCAUUAGGACUAAUGCCAGCCAUGCACGAAAGAAUUAAACUAGAAGAGGAACAUAGAGCAAGAAUAGCUGCUCGUGAAGAAGAGGCUGCUGCAGCUAGAGAGAGGGAACGAGAACGUGAGAAGGAGAAAGAACGGGAACGCGAAAAGGAGCGUCAACAGCAGCAACAGCAACAACAACAGCAGCAGCUGCAGCAGCAAAUGCAACAAUUGCAGUCGCAACGAGAACGCGAAGAACGUGACCGGCUUGCUCACAUACCGCCUUCUUUAGCGCACAUGUACGGCAGUGCAUUAGGCGGUCGUAUGGGAGGAUUAUUAUCUCAUAUACCGCCUCAUUUAUUACCCCCUUUACCUAUGGGUCUUCGACCGCCUCAGAGCCCUCUUGUUAUGCAUGGCGGAAUGCACUCAUUAAGUCCUCAUCCUUAUCACCCACCUUCUUCCCCACAUUUAUCCACUAGAGUCACUAGUUCCAGUCGUGUGUCUCAGUCACCAGUCAUAUCCACAUAUCCUGGCCAGCACCAUAUAAGUCCAGUGCCUGUUAGCAUUCCUCUUUCUCUAUCACAGCCUCAAUAUGGAAGUAGUAAUUUAACGACUCAGCAUACAAGUCAGAUGAGUCUAAAUCCUCUAGCCGGGUUGCCUUCAAUAUCUAAACCAUCAUCACCAACAGUACUGAGUGUUUCUUCAAGUUCCAGUAGUCAAGCACAGACUUCUAGUGUUCCUAACAUUUCACAUCAUCAAUCUUUGUACACACCUUCUCAAGUGUCGACAAGUCCUAUGCAAUCCAGAGUAUUGAAUUUACAUUCUAGUAGCAAUAUAAGUACCAACGUAUCACUUCCUGGAAAUGGCAGCAAUUCACAUAACCAGAUUUAUAAAUCUAAUGAGGCAAUGGGUAACAAUAGUAGCAAUAAUGAUCACAAUCCAAUUUCCCUGGAUUUAAAAGUUCCAGAUCAUACGUCAUUGAUGAACACUAAUAACUUAACAAUUUCAAUGAGUAGUUCUGUAUCAAAGUUGGGUCAAACACCCAGUUCAGUAGCUAGUAACUAUGUUAAAACUUCUGAGCCAUAUAAAAUGAAUUCUGUAGAAAAUAAUUAUCAAACACAACAGACAAGUUCUGUGCAUGGUAUGAAGGAAAAUGUUGAUACCCCAGAAGCAAAGGUGAAUUUGAAUAAUACUAAUGAAAUGCCAACAUCUGAAGAUGUUAAAAGUGAUAGAUUGAUGUCGCAAGAGCAAACUGUGUGUAAUGACUUUGAAAAUAAAAAUGGUUCUAUAAAAACUGAUAAAAUACAAAGUGCCGAAAAUUGUGGAAUGAAUGUGGUGGAAAAUAUAAGUAAUAUAAAUGAAGAGACUGCGCAAGAGAAACCUAAAUUGCAAGAAAAUAAGGUGAGUCCAGCUGAUGAUGAAGCAAUGCGGGCCAAAGGGAUCAAAAUAGAGAAUGGGCAAUGAUUAUAAAUUCGACUAUGGAUUAGUCAUUAAAUAAACCAUUUUAGUGAAAUUAUUGUCAUUGAUCAUUCUAUCUAUUUUUCAAAGUUUUAUUUCAUAUUUACUUAAUAAUAGUUGUUGGAGAGAAAAUCUCUUAUCUAAGUCUUAACUAUAAUAAUAUGGCAAAUAUUAAUUCAAUUCAAA